This is a messenger RNA of Amphiprion ocellaris (clown anemonefish), 4169 nucleotides long. RefSeq names its product Rho GTPase activating protein 10 (gene arhgap10). The coding region runs from base 461 to 2758 and encodes 765 amino acids. NCBI's taxonomy places the organism in Eukaryota, Metazoa, Chordata, Actinopteri, Pomacentridae. Gene Ontology annotation, molecular function: GTPase activator activity; protein binding. The record is from RefSeq and is a predicted model, not a curated record. Gene Ontology annotation, cellular component: cytoplasm. Gene Ontology annotation, biological process: signal transduction. The transcript is spliced from 23 exons.
GCUCUGAACGGUCUUUGGCAGAAGUUUGCUACACGCACACAGAUGUCAGCGGAGUUUCUCAAUCUGUCACUUUGCUCGUUUGAUGGAGGAAGGAGAGAAGGAAAAAAACUGGACACCGUGACUCUGACAACUCCCGCGAACCGCCUUCCCAUGACUACUUCACCCGACGGCGUCCCGUCGUCACCUUUUAGCCGCCCUACCUGCUAGCUCGUCCCGGGUUUGGCUUGACAGCCGCGGAGCAACACCCAUGAUCCCGUGUCAGAAGUUCCCGAGCUAACGGCGCUAGCUUCUGCUGCUGCUAGCUAUGUUUUCUCAGCUCGACUUAAAACCUCCAGCAACAAAAGCAGCAAUUUGACAGUGUUUCUUUUUGUCUUUUAAGCUACCAAACUAAGUGCCUUUUUUUGUUGUUGAGGGGGACAAGUUUGUCGUUGCUAAACACGAAGCUAUCAAUCUGUCAGACAUGGGACUACACCCGCUGGAAUUCAGUGAAUGCUAUCUGGACAGCCCCAGCUUCAGGGAGAAAAUCAAGGCACACGAAGCAGAGCUGGACAAAACCAACAGGUUCAUCAAAGAGUUGUACAAAGAUGGGAAGAACCUCAUCAAUGCGACAAAGCAGCUUGGGAUGGCACAGCGAAAGUUUGCCCAGUGCCUGGGAGAAUUUCAGUUUGAGUACAUCGGAGAUGCAAAGACGGAUGAUGAGAAAUGCAUUGAUGAGUCUUUGCAAGAGUUCUCCUCAUUCCUCAAAAACCUAGAAGACCAAAGAGAGUUGAUGAUGAGAAACAUCACAGAAACCUUAAUGAAACCUUUGGAAAAGUUCAGAAAAGAGCAGCUCGGUGCAGUAAGGGCGGAAAGAAAGAGGUAUGAAAAAGAAACAGAGAAGUACUACAGCUCUCUGGAAAAGCUUCUGAAUAUGUCAGCAAAGAAGAAAGAGCCACAACUACAAGAGGCAGACAUCCAGGUGGAAACCAUGAGGCAUCAAUUUCAGGGGGAGUCGCUGGACUAUGUGUGCAAACUGCAAGAGAUCCAAGAGAGAAAGAAGUUUGAGUGCGUGGAACCGAUGCUGGCCUUUUUUCAGACCGUCUUCACCUUUUAUCACCAGGGCUAUGAGCUCGCCAAGGACUUUGAUCAUUAUAAAAGAGCGCUACAGAUCAACAUUCAGAAUACCAGGAGUCGAUUUGAGGGCGCGCGGUCAGAAGUGUACGAGCUGAUGAAGAGGAUCAGAGAGGCGCCACAAGAAUACAGACAGACCAGCCCUAUCAGUUGUGAAGGCUACCUCUAUGUACAGGAAAAACGGCCACCCCCCUUUGGUUCAAGCUGGGUCAAGCGCUACUGCACAUUUGUCAAAGAGCAGAAGAUCCUGCACAUGGUGACUUUUGACCACAGAUCUGGUGGAAAGAUUGGCGAGAAGGAGUCCAUCACACUCAAAUCUUGUCUCCGCAAAACGACUGACAUGUUGGACAGGAGGUUCUGCUUAGACCUCGACAUAACUGAUCGCCCAGGGACAGUGCUUACAGUACAGACUCUGUCGGAGGAUGACCACAAGUUUUGGAUGCAAGCCAUGGGUGGGAAGGAACCUAUUGGACAUUAUCUUGGGAGGACUCUUUCUAAAGAAAGAGGAAUUGAUGCCCAGUUGGAUGAAGUGGGUUUGAAUUUUGUGAAGAAUUCCAUCAGUGCCAUAGAGACAAGAGGUAUUAAUGAUCAAGGCCUAUACAGAGUUGUUGGGGUAAGCUCCAAGGUCCAGAAGCUCCUCUCAUUGAUGAUUGAUGAGAAGAGCAACGAAGUGGAUCUGUCUACAAGUGAAGACUGGGACGUUAAGACAAUAACGAGCGCACUUAAGCUUUAUCUGAGGAGCCUUCCUGAGCCACUGAUGACCUAUGGACUAUACAAAGAGUUCAUCAGCCCUGCAAAGGGCGGUAGUCCUGAGUCUCGCAUCCAAGCCGUGCACUGCCUGGUCCACAAACUACCGGAGAGGAAUCGACUAGUCCUCGGGCUACUUAUGAAGCAUCUGGCCAAUGUGGCGGCCCACAGCAAACAGAAUCUGAUGACCGUGGCCAACCUGGGCGUGGUGUUUGGGCCCACAUUAAUGAGGCCACAGGAGGAGACUGUUGCUGCCAUCAUGGAUCUCAAGUUUCAGAACAUUGUGGUGGAAAUCCUCAUCGAACAUCAUGAAAAGAUUUUUGCAGAUGCUCCCGAGUCAUGCCCUCUUUCACCUGCUGCCCCAGUGUUCUCUGCUCCCACAAGGCAGUCCAAGAAAUUGGGUCGACAGAAUCGGCCUUUGGCCGUCUACAAUCCACAAGCCCUGGACAUUCAGAAUGUGUCAGCAGUGGGAGAUUAUUCCAGCCUGACUACAGAGGAGACAUCGAUGGGCAGCAAUGAGUCCGUAUCGUCCCAGUCGUCGUCCGCCUCAGCCUCAGAGACGCCUAUAGAGAAGACCGAUCACCCCCCACUUGGCAGCAGCCUCAGCUCAGGCAGCAACUCCAGAUCCCCUACAGUAUCUGAGCCUGCUCUUGGAGCAUCCAGAGACAACCAUCCUGCUGCCUCCACUGCUGCUUCUGAAAAAGAAAAGCCAGAGGAGGGUGUCACCAGCAGGAAAGCCAAGGCAGUGUACCCAUGUGAGGCUGAGCACGACUCUGAGCUCUCCUUCCAGGUCGGCGCAAUAUUCAACGCUGUGACCCAGUCGAGGGAGCCGGGCUGGCUGGAGGGGGAGCUGGAGGGGAAGAGGGGCCUCAUCCCUGAGAACUAUGUGGAGAUGCUGUAGAACCAAGUGGAAAUAUUUAUGGACACUUUAUCACCGAGAAGAGUAUGAAAACAUGCACGUGCUUCAACUCAACUCACAUUUGUUUGUUGUUUUUUUCAAUCCAAAGCCCGUUGACUUCACUCAAUCCAGAGACGCUAUAUGUUAUUAUUGGUGGACUAUUCGAGACACAAGUAUAUCCAUUGUGGCUGCCAAGUAGACUUUGUGAUGCAUGUGCAAGCGUGACUUUAUCGCGGUCAAAUAUUCACACGAGUUUCACCAUUGUAACUGCAAAAUGGGAUUGCACUUACAGUGUUCUGCUGUAUAUGAAGAUGCUGUAGCCUCUAAACAUCCAAGUAACUUCGUAGAGAGGAUGAACGUCCGUCUGCACUCGCUCUCUGCUCUACCCAAUUAUACAUGGUAUCCAUGAGCUCACAAUCAAAGGGGGGGUCCUGUAGAAACUGUAAGGUAGAAUGUCAGCACUGUAGCUUUUAACCCUCCUGACAAUGAUACACACAAAUUUGUUUUCAGUUCGUUAAAGAUUAGAGAUACCUGUGUGCCUUAACCAUCCAAACACCAAGUGUAAAUGUAUGUACGGGUAUGUAUGAAAACGAAUUGGAGUGCUACUGCUUUCGCUUCUAAAAUGUUGUAUUCUUCUGUUGUUUUGAGAAUAUCUAGAUAUUGAAAAUGAGGCACAUCGCUACUGUAAUUUUAUUUUAUUUAAUUGGCGCAUUGAUUGCAUGAGUUUUGAAUUUUAAAUACACUCUGUACUGUUUUGUUCUUGGUGCACUCCUUUACAGAAACACAGUGAAACGCCUCCGAUGCCAGAAGAACCCUGUUGUGUUAAACACUAGCAUCCAACAGUGUGAACAGAGGUGAAUUCCAGUAGACAGCAAUGAUUGAAACCAAGUGUUUUCCAUGUCAAAUGAUCUCUUUUGUUUGUUUUUAAAGCUUGUUUUUAACGUUGCUCAGUUUCUUCUGAGCAGAGAAAUGAAACACUCUCACAAAGUUGAAAUUUUAUAUUUCAGCAUCACUUUAUGUUCACUCAAAAUCAAUGUUUUAUUGUCGGUAAGAUUACAAAAUGCAGUUCUGACAAAAUAUUUUAGAGGUUUUCCAUCUGUUCAGUAUUCACAGCUGAAUUAUUAAGGAGUUAUGACCAAGUACAUUUACUCCCUUGAAAUGAAGGGCAGGUUUUAGGUUUUCAUUUAGAUUGGAUUUAGCUCAUCAUUAUAUGUUCAGAAAAUCACUUUUACAAACAAUUUACCUGAGAAGUUCGGUUUACCGGAUUGUUUGUGUUUCAUUUGCAAGAAUUUAAAACAUUGAUUUAUAACAUUCAUAAAGGGUCUUGACUUGUUUCUGUUUAUUUUUUUUAUUUUUACCUUUGGGUAUCCUCUUGAUCAAUGUUAAACAAAUAAAGAUUUUUUCUUUUACUGUA